GCUACAAGUUCAUACUCUAGUAGAAACAUGUCUAAUGUUGAACAGACACCUUUUCCUCCAUGCUGGUAGCAGCUGACGGGGCAGAGCAGAAGAAGAAGAAGCAGCACCUGUAGCAAUAAGGUUCAUAGGAGCAUGGAAGACGUUCCCGAUGGCGACUACACUAAAGACGGCAAUGGAGACACUGUGGACGCCUUAAAAUGGCGUGAAAAAAGUUCUAAGCAAAACGCUGCAGAAGAUACGAAGAUGAAGAGAAGCUCGGGCAGUGAUGCAAAGCCCUCGGACCCUUACCGCUACAGAAUGGACUACCCCUGCAUGGGAACCUGCCUGGUCAUCAACAACAAGAACUUCGACAGGAGCACAGGAAUGAGCUGCAGAAACGGGACGGAUGUUGAUGCUGGUGCCGUGAGGAAGACCUUCACUAACCUGGGCUACAAGGUCAAAGUACUCAACGACCAGAGUGUGGAUGACAUGAAAAAGGAGAUCAGGAAAGUGGCUGCAGACGACCACAGUCAGAACGCGUCGUUCGUCUGCGUGCUCCUGAGUCACGGCGACGAGGGCGUGGUUUACGGCACCGAUGGAUUCGAAAAGUUCGAGGAUCUGAUCAGAUGCCUUAAAGGAGACAAUUGUAAAAGCCUGGUGGGGAAACCAAAGCUGCUCUUCAUACAGGCGUGCCGAGGUUCAGCCCUGGAUGACGGCUGUUCGAUAGAGACGGAUUCUGUGGUAGAUCAGACAUCUGAGCGGAUUCCUGUAGAGGCAGACUUCUUGUACGCGUACUCCACAGCUCCAGGCUACUACUCCUGGAGGAACACGAGCAACGGCUCCUGGUUCAUCCAGUCUCUGUGUAAAAACCUGGAUAAGUUCAGCGGACAGCUGGAGCUGAUGCAGAUCAUGACCCGAGUCAACCACCAUGUGGCGUUGGACUUUGAGUCUGCAUCCAACCUGCCCGGGUUUGACUACAAGAAGCAAAUCCCCUGUAUUGUGUCGUUGUUGACCAAAGAUUUCUACUUCCAUAAUAAACAAUAAACGAUCUGAAUCC
Molecule: messenger RNA, 1036 nt
Organism: Cyprinodon tularosa
Lineage: Eukaryota; Metazoa; Chordata; Actinopteri; Cyprinodontiformes; Cyprinodontidae
Product: caspase-3-like
Exons: 7
Coding region: 133-1023 (296 amino acids)
Biological process (GO): apoptotic process; keratinocyte differentiation; positive regulation of apoptotic process
Cellular component (GO): cytoplasm
Source: RefSeq, a predicted model, not a curated record